AGCUGGAAGUCACAGCAGAGCAGGGGCCCUGGCAGAGGAGUGAUCAGAGCAUCAUCAUAGGAGAGUUAUCAACAUGGGGAACUGUGGUGAAUGCAUGGGGAAUUUUUUCUGCCGGCAAAAGAACACCAAUGUCCGUAUUAGUCUGCCAGCUGUCUGCUUGGUCUGGCAGAUUGCUAUGAUUGUACUGUUUGGAGUUUUCAUCCGGUAUGAUGAGGAAUCAGACGUAAAAAAAUGGAUAGAGUUCAAACACACUAACAACAUCACCAGCGAUAUCGAAAAUGACUUCUACUUCAGAUAUCCAAGCUUCCAGGACGUCCAUGUCAUGAUCUUUGUUGGAUUUGGUUUCCUCAUGACCUUCCUGAAACGCUACAGCUUUGGUGCUGUGGGCUUCAACUUCCUGAUUGCUGCCUUUGGUAUCCAGUGGGCUCUUGUCAUGCAAGGCUGGUUCCACGCGCUCGACCCAAACACCGGAAAGAUUUCUAUCGGAGUCGAAAGUCUGAUCAAUGCUGACUUCUGCGUUGCAAGCUCUCUGAUUGCCUACGGUGCCCUCCUGGGAAAAGUAAGCCCUGUACAGCUGAUGGUUGUUACCUUGUUUGGCGUCACACUGUUUGCCGUGGAGGAAUACAUCAUCCUCGACCUCCUUCAUUGCAGAGAUGCUGGUGGCUCAAUGGUCAUUCACGCCUUUGGAGGGUACUAUGGUUUGGCCAUCUCCUGGGUUCUCUACCGACCGAACCUACACCAAAGCAAACGCCUCAAUGGAUCUGUCUACCACUCUGAUAUGUUUGCCAUGAUUGGUACACUGUUCCUGUGGAUGUUCUGGCCCAGUUUCAACGGGGCCAUCACAGAUCACGGCUCUGGACAGCACAGAACAGCCAUCAACACUUAUAUCGCCCUCGCCUCCUCGGUGCUCACCACCGUGGCCAUCUCCAGCAUGUCUGAGAAAAGAGGAAAGCUGGACAUGGUGCACAUCCAGAAUGCCACUCUGGCAGGUGGUGUUGCCAUGGGAACAGCAGCAGAGUUCAUGAUCACUCCUUAUGGUUCACUAAUCGUGGGUUUCGGCUGUGGCAUCGUCUCCACCUUUGGCUACCUAUUUGUCACGCCCUUCUUGGAAAAAUACCUAAAGCUCCAGGAUACAUGUGGUGUCCACAAUCUGCACGCUGUUCCAGGGAUGCUCGGCGGCUUUAUAGGCGCCAUUGUUGCUGCAGCCGCCACUGAAGAGGUCUAUGGCAAGGAGGGGUUGAUCCAGACAUUUGACUUUGAAGGGGAGUUUGCAAACAGAUCUGUGUUAACCCAGGGAGGCUUCCAGGCUGCUGGCACAUGUGUGGCUAUUGCAUUUGGACUUGUUGGAGGAGCCUGUGUUGGUCUCAUUCUGAGGUUGCCUAUCUGGGGCGACCCUGCUGAUGACAACUGCUUUGAUGAUGAAGUUUACUGGGAGGUUCCUGAGGAUGAGGAGAGCAUCCCUCCUGUUUUGGAGUACAACAACCACAUGAUACACAAGCACCAAGACAUAUCCGAGUCAAACUUCUCUGUGGAGCAAAGUUAGAAAUAUCAAGCGACUGAUAUCACUUUGAACUUGAUACAGUUGUGAAACAACAUUAAUUUAUGAAGGAGCCACCUUUAAAAAAUGUGCAGUUUUACAAAGGAAGGAACACAGUGGACAUCUGCCACUCUUGUUUUGCACCUUUUUACACCUGAUAGAUUUGUGAAUGAUUUGAAGGUUAUGAUGGUGGUUAUCAAAUAUCUCAUAAAUAUGAUUCACAAUCAAAACUGGUAAUAUUCUGAAAGAAAUUUUAAACUACAAUUACUUUCUUUUUAAUUUUGGACAAAACUUUAUAAGUUAUAAGGCAUAGAAGAACUGAGACACAUUUGUACAUCAGUUGUUGUACAUCUUUAUCUUUAAAGAUGUACAACAACUGAUGAAGAAGACUGUUGGUAUGCAGUAUAUAAAAGAACGUGUUGAGUGAAUAAUCAAAAGUAUUUGUGCAGCCAAAUUAGACCAUUUUUGAGUUGUAUAUCUCAGUGUUUCCUUUAAAAUUAUGUAUAGGUUUCUGUCAGCAUGUACAUAUGGUUUUAUCUUGCGUAUUUUGGUCAUAACUUGCUGGUUCUUGAGGUGGAAGUUUUGAGUAACUAUGAUACAAUUUCCAGCAAUUUUUGUUGCUGUAGUGUUUAAUGUUAAGCUACCUCCGAACACUAUGCUUGCUUGUAUGUGACAAUCUGCUUGUUUUAUUAAUGAUAUAUGUAAACAUUAAUAAAUCACAUGUAACUGAA
Molecule: messenger RNA, 2268 nt
Organism: Anoplopoma fimbria (sablefish)
Lineage: Eukaryota; Metazoa; Chordata; Actinopteri; Perciformes; Anoplopomatidae
Gene: rhcga
Product: Rh family, C glycoprotein a
Exons: 11
Coding region: 74-1543 (489 amino acids)
Biological process (GO): ammonium transmembrane transport; ammonium homeostasis
Cellular component (GO): plasma membrane
Molecular function (GO): ammonium channel activity
Source: RefSeq, a predicted model, not a curated record